AUGGAUCUGAGUGACUUGCCGAAAAUCGGCGAACCGGGCAGCGCCGCGCCCUUCCAACUGGAGCGCUUGAAGGGAUGGGGGCUGGAAGACCUGGCCUCCGCCUGCACCACGCGCGAGCAGGCAUUGCUGGCCCAUCACUGUGCACUUUACGUGCGCAUGGUCUGGCAGGACCUCUUCGGCGAAACGAGCGAGCCGCCGGUCGCGGCCCUGCGUCACUGCGUCGGCGAACUGAUCGGCCGGCCGGGCAUGCUGGAGCGGGCCGACCGGGGCGCCCAUCUGGAAACCGGCGUCGACUACCGCGCCAGUGCCGCCGACGAAGACCCGGCACUCUACCAGGCCUCGACGGGGCGCCGCCGGGACAUUAGAGAUGGUCCGGCCAUGAAACUGCGUUCCCUCACCCUGCUGCUGCUCGCCGAACUGGCCGCCAUGUCGCUGUGGUUCGUCUCCGCCGCCGUGCUGCCGGACAUGCUGCGCGAGGCGGCGGUCUCGCCCUUCCGCCAGGCGGCGCUGUCGAGCGGCGUACAGGGCGGCUUCGUCGUCGGCUCCCUGAUCUCCGCCAUCCUCAACAUUCCCGACCGCUACGACCCGCGCCGGGUGCUCGCCGCCUCGGCCAUCGCAGCCGGCGGAGUGAACGCCCUGCUGUUGGUGGUGGCGCCCGGCAGCCUGACCGCCAUCGCCGCACGCUUUGCCACCGGCGCCCUGCUGGCCGGGGUCUAUCCUGUGGGCAUGAAGAUCGCCGUCGGCUGGGGCGAGCGCGACCGCGGCUUCCUGGUCGGCGCGCUGGUGGGGGCCCUGGCGCUGGGCUCGGCCUCGCCUUACCUCAUCGCCUUCGGCGGCGGCGCCGACUGGCGCCUGACCGUCGCCGCCGCCUCCCUCGCGUCACUCUUCGCCGGGCUCCUCAGCCUGGGUGUCGGCCUCGGCCCCUACCACCGCACGGCCCAGCGCUUCGAUCCGAGCGUCAUCGUCACCGCCUGGACCAACCGCCGGGUCCGCCUGGCUUACGCCGGCUACCUCGGCCAUAUGUGGGAGCUCUACGCCAUGUGGGCCUGGGUCGCCGCGGCGACCGCGGUGUCUUACGGCGCCACCCUGCCGGCCGACGAUGCCGAGCAACUCGCCAAGCUCACCGCCUUCCUCGCCAUCGGCGCCGGUGCCAUCGCCUGCGUCCCCGCCGGCUUCGCCGCCGACCGCAUCGGCAAGGCGCGGGUCGCCAUGCUGGCCAUGAUCGUCAGCGGCGCGGCGGCCAUCGGCACGGCGGCGACCUUCGGCGGCCCGGUCUGGCUGACCUUCGCCAUCGUCAUCGUCUGGGGCAUCAGCAUCAUUCCGGAUUCCGCACAGUUCUCCGCCCUGGUUGCCGAUGCGGCACCUCCGGCCCAGGCCGGCAGCCUGAUGACCUUCCAGACCGCGCUCGGCUUCGCCCUCACCUUCGUCACCGUGCAGGUGACGCCGGUGCUGGCGGAGACCUUCGGCUGGUCCACCGUGCUCUUCGGCCUCGCCCUCGGCCCCGCCUUCGGCAUCGCCGCCAUGGCCAGGCUGCAGGCCAUGCGCUGA
Messenger RNA from Symbiodinium sp. CCMP2456, 1548 nucleotides. The record is from the annotation of a GenBank genome assembly. Lineage: Eukaryota; Dinophyceae; Suessiales; Symbiodiniaceae.